GUGCUACUGAAGAAAGCAUUCACAGAACAGUGGAGGGUGAACCUUAUUUGGCAGCUCUCAUUGCAUAUUCAGUUCACUGAACCCUAUCGUGAGGGCUUCAAACAGAGGCAUCACCACACAGUCGUGAAACAGGUUUUGGAAAAUGACCAUGAAGACUGAAGAAAUUACAUUUUUAACAUGAUACUUGGAGUUAAUGACUGCUUACGACAUUUUCUUGAAAAUUAAAUAUGACUUAGAAGCAUCGAAAGUUUAUGAUGUCAUCGGUUUCAACAGAAAGCAAACUCCAGCAGGCUGUGAGCCUGAAGGGAGUUGACCCAGAAACAUGCAUGAUUGUGUUUAAGAACCACUGGGCACAGGUUGUGAAAAUCUUAGAAAAGCAUGACCCCUUGAAGAACACCCAGGCAAAAUAUGGAUCCAUCCCCCCAGAUGAGGCCAGUGCUGUGCAGAACUAUGUAGAACACAUGCUUUUCCUGCUAAUCGAAGAACAAGCCAAGGAUGCUGCAAUGGGGCCAAUUCUGGAAUUUGUGGUCUGUGAGAACAUCAUGGAAAAGCUCUUCCUUUGGAGCUUGAGACGAGAAUUCACGGAUGAAACCAAACUUGAGCAGCUAAAGAUGUAUGAGAUGUUGGUCACCCAGUCCUACCAGCCUCUGCUGCACCAUAAGCCCAUCCUGAAGCCCCUGAUGAUGUUGCUGAGCUCCUGUUCGGGCACAGCCACCCCAGCUGUGGAGGGAAAGCUAGUUGUCCUGCUCAACCAGCUCUGCUCCAUCCUUGCCAAAGAUCCAUCCAUCCUGGAACUCUUCUUUCACACCAGUGAGGACCAAGGGGCCGCCAACUUCCUCAUCUUCUCUCUUCUGAUACCCUUCAUUCAUCGAGAGGGCACAGUAGGCCAGCAAGCACGGGAUGCUUUGCUAUUUAUCAUGUCUCUCUCUGCUGAGAACAGCAUGGUGGCCAAUCACAUUGUGGAAAAUACCUACUUCUGUCCCGUACUUGCAACGGGACUCAGUGGCCUGUACUCUUCACUGCCCACAAAGCUGGAAGAGAAGGGUGAGGACUGGCACUGCCUUCUGAAGGAUGACUGGCUUCUGCUGCCUGCCCUUGUGCAGUUCAUGAACUCUCUGGAGUUUUGUAACGCAGUAAUCCAGGUGGCUCACCCUUUGAUCCGCACUCAACUCGUCAGCUACAUUUACAAUGGAUUUUUGGUACCAGUAUUGGCUCCUGCCCUCCAUAAGGUGACAGUGGAGGAGGUCAUGACCACAACCGCAUACCUGGACCUCUUCCUGCGCAGCAUCUCUGAGCCAGCGCUCCUGGAGAUCUUCCUCCGCUUCAUCCUAUUGCACCAGCAUGAGAAUGUCCACAUCCUGGACACCCUCACCAGCCGGAUCAACACCCCUUUUCGGCUUUGUGUGGUGUCCUUGGCGCUGUUCAGAACUCUCAUCGGUCUACACUGUGAAGACGUGAUGUUACAGCUAGUUUUAAGGUAUCUGGUCCCCUGCAAUCACAUGAUGCUGAGUCAAAGGUGGGCUGUGAAGGAGAGAGACUGUUACUCCGUGUCCGCGGCAAAGCUGCUUGCCUUGACCCCUGUCUGUUGUGCCAGUGGCAUCACUCUGACACUUGGGAACCAAGAAAGGGAUUAUAUUCUCUGGUCCAAGUGUAUGCAUGAUGGCUCAGGAUCCGAGGAGCAGCUGCUGCCAGAAACACCCUGCUCGCCUUCUUCACCCUCCCCUCCUCCCCCACCCGCCCCAGCAGCCUGCAUUGUGGAGUAUGGGAAGGCCCUGGACAUCAGCUACCUGCAGUAUCUGUGGGAGGCCCACACCAACAUCCUCCACUGCAUGAGGGACUGCAGGGUGUGGUCAGCCCUCUAUGAUGGGGACUCACCUGACCCUGAGACCUUUCUGCAGAGUCUUUCAGAGGAGAGCCGAGAAACCUCAGCCCACCCAGAGGCCAGACUCCCACAGCAGCAUGUUAGGACAUCAGGACAGACAAAGGAUAAGAGCCAGUCAGAGCUGGAGUGGGAUGACAGCUACGACACUGGUAUCUCUUCAGGGGCUGAUGUGGGCUCCCCUGGGCCUUAUGAUGAUGUGGAGACCCCAACCCCACCAGCACCUAUUGAUCCCCCCAAACACAUCCAAGAGAUGAAGAAGAAUGCCAUUCUCCUCUUCAAGGGGUCCUACAUUGAAGAGUCAGACUUCCAGGAUGAUGUGAUGGUGUACAGGCUAUGUGCUGAGAAGGAUGCAGAGGACACCAGGGAGCUGCAGGGGGAAACUGCAGACCCACCAGCUGAGGAUCAGCCCAAGGCCAAACCCAAAGCCCAGAGUCUCCUCACGAGCAAUGGACCUCUCUUUAGUCCUGAUCCUGAGGCAGAGUCACUCAGCAAGGAGCGUUCAGACCUGUGUCAGAACAUGUUCUCAGAAGCCAAGCCAGAGAAUGAGCCUGGUGUAGCCUUAGAAUCAGACUCGGAGUUGACAGUUCCCACGUUUGAGGCAGAACCCCAGUCAGACUUGCAGGUUACCAACACAGAGGGUGAAGAUUUCAUCACACAGUAUGACCAAAUCAUUCAAGAACUGGAUUCUGGCACGGAGGGCUUGAUGGAGCAGAGUGUCCCUGCCUCUGAGUCCGUGCUUCUUACACACCAAGAAGAAAGGAGGGAAGAGUACAAAGCCGAGGAGGAGGAGGACAAGGACUUCGACUCCCUCAUGGCAGACACCCCUGCUAUGGAGGCCGGGCCUUCCCCAUUUGGUGUCGGAGAGGACACAGCCUUUACUAGCCGCCAUCCCGUGAGGACUCAGAGCACGCCAUUCACAGGUCCAUUCAUCAGCGUGGUCCUGUCAAAGCUGGAGAACAUGCUGGAGAACUCUCUGCAUGUCAACCUGCUUCUUAUUGGCAUCAUCACCCAGCUGGCCAGCUACCCGCAGCCACUCCUGCGCUCCUUCCUCCUCAACACCAACAUGGUCUUCCAGCCUAGCGUCCGCUCUCUCUACCAGGUCCUUGCAUCUGUGAAAAACAAGAUCGAGCAGUUUGCUUCUGUGGAGAGAGACUUCCCGGGCCUCCUCAUCCAAGCUCAGCAGUACCUGCUCUUCCGGGUGGACAUGUCUGACAUGACCCCUACGGCACUCACCAAAGAUCCCAUUCAGGAGAUCUCCAGGCCAGAAAAUGACAAGACCCUUAUGGAUGACCCUCCACAUGUGCUUCAGCCCUUCCUGGGCAACAGAGCCAGGGUGACCAGGGCACCCCCAAACCUGCCUCUGCCAGUGAAGAACACCAUGCUGGCUGCUGCUCUCUUCCCAGAGUUCCUGAAGGAGCUUGCAGCCUUGGCCCAAGAACACUCCAUUCUGUGUUACAAGAUCCUGGGGGACUUUGAAGACUCUUGCUGUUAG
Grammomys surdaster is the source of this 3374-nucleotide messenger RNA. RefSeq names its product family with sequence similarity 160 member A1 (gene Fhip1a). The coding region runs from base 252 to 3374 and encodes 1040 amino acids. Lineage: Eukaryota; Metazoa; Chordata; Mammalia; Rodentia; Muridae. The record is from RefSeq and is a predicted model, not a curated record. The transcript has 13 exons.